This is a messenger RNA of Pipistrellus nathusii (Nathusius's pipistrelle), 240 nucleotides long. Lineage: Eukaryota; Metazoa; Chordata; Mammalia; Chiroptera; Vespertilionidae. The record is from the annotation of a GenBank genome assembly.
AUGAGAAAAUUUGCAUAUUGCAAGGUGGUCCUAGCCACCCCCUUGAUUUGGGUACUUUUGGAUAUGUUCCUGCUGCUUUACUUCAGUGAAUGCAACAAUUGUGAUGAAAAAAAGGAGAGAGGACUUCCUGCUGGGGAUGUUUUAGAGCCAGUACAAAAGCCUCAUGAAGGUCUGGGAGAAAUGGGGAAAACCAGUCGUCAUUCCGAAAGAGGAUCAAGAAAAGAUGAGAGAGAUGUUUAA